Botrytis byssoidea is the source of this 387-nucleotide messenger RNA. RefSeq lists its product as uncharacterized. The coding region runs from base 1 to 387 and encodes 128 amino acids. The transcript has 2 exons. The record is from RefSeq and is a predicted model, not a curated record. NCBI's taxonomy places the organism in Eukaryota, Fungi, Ascomycota, Leotiomycetes, Helotiales, Sclerotiniaceae.
AUGCAUUUCUUGAAGAUUUCCAGUAUCCUGACUUUUUCUUCGACGGUCUUCGCAACCCAAUGUUACAACCACAUCAAAGGCGUGCAGAAAAGUGGUGGUCUGUGGGUGGAUGAGGGAGCUUUGUUGAAUAUAAGUUUCUGCAAGUGGGAGGCAGAGUCGAAGAGAGUUCGAUAUGACUCGUUGGAUGCUAGACCCGAGGCAAAGAGAGUUGCAUGGGAUGGGUUGAUUGACGUUUCUGAAUCAAAGAGAGUUAGAUCUAAAGUACCGAGAGUCAGAUAUGAAGGACUCCGGGAUGCAAAGAGAGUCGCAUGGGAUGGAUUGGAAAAAGCGUCUGGAUCUCGAGGACCCAAACAGACUAAACCUACGGCUCCACGAGUUUCGAUAUGA